Messenger RNA from Durusdinium trenchii, 917 nucleotides. NCBI's taxonomy places the organism in Eukaryota, Dinophyceae, Suessiales, Symbiodiniaceae. The record is from the annotation of a GenBank genome assembly.
UGGCUCAAAGGCGCCUGCAAAAACUGGUGGGGAGUCCGUCGUGGUCUGGGACAUCGCCAUGGCCACAGCUCAGGGCUUUGUGGAGUUCGCCUUGUCCCAAGAAGUUUUGAAGUUUGGGGAGUUCCAGUUGAAGUCGGGCAGGACUUCGCCCUACUUCUUCAAUGCAGGCUUGUUCACCACGGGGGAGGCACUGGCCAAGCUGGGGGAAUUCUAUGCAGAUGCCAUCGUGGCGUCCGGUGUUGAAUUCGAUUGCAUCUUCGGGCCAGCUUACAAAGGGAUCCCUUUGGGUGCUGCGGUGGCCAUCGCCUUGUACAAGAAGCACGGUCGGAGUGUGGCCUAUGCCUACAACCGCAAAGAAGUGAAAACUCAUGGGGAAGGUGGGCAGAUUGUUGGCACGCUCCUGCCGCGCGUGCUCAUCGUGGAUGAUGUGAUCACUGCCGGCACGGCAAUUCGUGAAUCCAUCGACCUCCUGCGGACCCAAAAGGAUGUUCGUGCGGUGGGUGUUGUGGUUGCGAUGGAUCGACAAGAGAGGGUGCAAGAAGAUGUGAAGGUGUCUGCGAUUCAGCAGGUGGAGAAGGACUUCAUGAUGCCUGUGAUCAGCAUUGCCAAGAUGGAGGAUCUUAUCACCUUCAUCGAUCAGCAAUACACCAAGGAUGAUCGUGCUGAACUCUUAGCACGAAUCAAAGACUACCGUGAACGCUUUGGGAUUUGAGAGUCAGAUGUUCUUAGCGUCGCACUUCUAGCUAGACAUUGCCUUUUCGAGCUCAAGGAGUGGUGAAACCACUCAAGGUAUUUGAGCAAUCCCGGGGUCGCGUGCAUCAGAAUGAAUUGCACAAGCUUUUGCUAGGGCUGAGAGAUAUUCUGAUUCUGAAACAGCUGUGGGCGAGCGUUUUGUGAUAUUGAUAUUGACGUGGAAA